AUGCUGGAUCUCCUCCUCGCCCCCAUCGUCGAGGUCUACAGGUUGGCCCUGCAGCCACUGGCGCCGUUUACGUGGCUUGGGCUGCGAUUCUCCGCUCUCGACGUCGCCGCGGCGUUCAGGACGUGUAUCGCCCUGCGGCAGAUCAAGGAGCAGCUGCACAAACAGCACGUCACGAAGAAGGCUGCGACGCAGGACGCGUCGGUCCCGGAGGUGCAAGAGAGGUCCUUCGUCAGGGACCUGACUGCUGUGCUGCUGGUGGUCUUUGGUGGGGAAGCGAUAUCGGCUCCGGCUCUGGGCAUCCCCGCGUCCUUCAUGAUAUCGGGCGCUGGCAUGGGUCUCUGGGCGGCCGUCCAAACCAUCGUCGAUAAGCUGCCCGCUGUCCACGCACCAUCGUUCCAGACGGAGCUGCCUGUUUCGCUGCUGGACGGUUUCACCCGUGCAUUCCUGCUGUGCAACCUCAUCCCGCCCAUGAUCGUGGGCCACCCAACGGAAGCUGUGGCUACCUCGCCCUGGUCCCUGCUCGUCACAUCCUUGGUGACUGCGAAUGGCGGCUUCUUCAUCGUCAACACGAUGUCCUUCCUGCAGCCGUACGCACUGACGCUCACCACGCCCGCGGAGAUGCUCCCCUGGGGCUGGACGACCACGGAUCUCUGGGCCGCGCCGUUCAUCACAGGUCUCUACGCCCUUCUGACGCACGCCCAACCGUUCUGGGCUGACGCUCAUACGGUGACGCUUGGGUGGUUGGGUAACUCGGCGUCCGAGGUCGCUAAGGUGCAGCCUGUGGACCCGGAGUACGCCCGUGCUCUGUGCGCGGUAGUGUUGAUGGGUCUGUUCUCCAAGCGGGUGGCCACAAAUUUCGGCGCGCUAAAGGUGAAGCGUGUCGAGGGGCCCAAGACGAAAGUGCAGUAA
This is a messenger RNA of Rhodofomes roseus, 909 nucleotides long. RefSeq lists its product as uncharacterized. Lineage: Eukaryota; Fungi; Basidiomycota; Agaricomycetes; Polyporales; Fomitopsidaceae. The coding region runs from base 1 to 909 and encodes 302 amino acids. The transcript is spliced from 3 exons. The record is from RefSeq and is a predicted model, not a curated record.